Messenger RNA from Vigna unguiculata (cowpea), 665 nucleotides. RefSeq lists its product as uncharacterized. The record is from RefSeq and is a predicted model, not a curated record. Lineage: Eukaryota; Viridiplantae; Streptophyta; Magnoliopsida; Fabales; Fabaceae.
CUGUCUAUGCAGUAUCUGUUUCUCAGAGGAACACAAGUUUAUAAAAUGGCUCUUAGAUGGCUUCUGCACUCAGCUUGCCAUCUCGUGGGGUACCCUACGAAGGAAGAGGAGUGCAAGGAGAAUGAAGGGUACCCUAAUCCUUCAAACAAUUUGAAGGAGCCUUGUUCAGGGUUUGAAAUGCCACUUCACUAUCCACGCUACACCAGAGAGGAGUAUGAGAGGAUGGAGGAGUGGAAGGUGGAGUUGCUUCUGAAGCAAUAUGGAUUAAGUUUGGAGGGUAGUGUUGAGGAGAAGAGAGAUUUUGCAAUGGGAGCAUUCUUGUGGCCAUGAUCAUUUUUUUUUCUCUGGAAAAGUCUCUGUGGUAGAUGCUGGCGAUGGAAGUUUUCAAGUUUUGUGUACUUGAGCGUGGUAUAUGAUGAUGAUGAUGAUGAUGCACGUGAAUGUAUAAUAAAUUGAUAAUGCUGUGGUAAUAUGUGUUGUUGUCCACGUACACUUGUAUUUGUUGCUGUGUUAAUGUAUGGUUCGUGAAUAUUGAUGCCAUGGCCUUGUUUUUUUUUUUGGGGUUGACGUGGUUGAUGGUGAUACGUGUCGGUAAUGUGGCAGUUCUCUUUCCACGUAUACCUGUGCUGAAAUAAUAACACUUGAGAUUAAUAAGUUUUUUUUUA